Messenger RNA from Eleginops maclovinus (Patagonian blennie), 556 nucleotides. It is a transcript of the gene smim20, whose product is annotated as small integral membrane protein 20. The coding region runs from base 148 to 357 and encodes 69 amino acids. The transcript has 3 exons. Gene Ontology annotation, cellular component: mitochondrial inner membrane. Gene Ontology annotation, biological process: mitochondrial respiratory chain complex IV assembly. NCBI's taxonomy places the organism in Eukaryota, Metazoa, Chordata, Actinopteri, Perciformes, Eleginopidae. The record is from RefSeq and is a predicted model, not a curated record.
CUGACGACGGCAGCCCAGAAGAACCAAAAACAGUUGACGUCGCUUUUCUUUUCUAAAGCAUGGUUUGCGUAACCUUUACACCGGAAGUAAUAAUUGUAAACACUGUUUGCAUUUGGAGGUGAGAGGAUCACCAAAUGAAAGAUUAAAAUGUCCAAAAAUGCGAGAAUAGCGUUGAUAUUUGGGGGUUUUGCAACAGCAGUUGCCGCCGCGCUUUACCCGAUAUUUGUCUACCCGAUGACGCAUAACAAUGACUACAGAGAUGUUCAAAAGAUGAACCGGGCAGGAGUCAACCAGGCAGACGUUCAACCCGUGGGUGUGAAGGUGUGGUCCGAUCCAUACAAGUCUGCAGGCAAAUGACGACCAGUGUUAGCUAACUCCUUCCCAAUACCAUGAACACUGAUGAUGAUGAUGAUGAUGAUGAAGAUAUGGAGCAGAGAACGCCUGUUUGUUGAGUGCUUGGUGUGCGCGUGAGUGAAUGAUUUCCAGAGUGUGUUUAUUUUUGGCUGUGACUCCUUAAAUCCUAUGAAUAAAGUUUAAAGCUCUUAUGUGAAAAACA